Molecule: messenger RNA, 1418 nt
Organism: Andrographis paniculata
Lineage: Eukaryota; Viridiplantae; Streptophyta; Magnoliopsida; Lamiales; Acanthaceae
Product: ribokinase
Exons: 4
Coding region: 143-1246 (367 amino acids)
Biological process (GO): D-ribose metabolic process
Molecular function (GO): ribokinase activity
Source: RefSeq, a predicted model, not a curated record
ACAUGGUGAAUUUGGUUUGGGUCAAAGGCAGAGAGUGAGUAGUAAGGAGCAAUUCCGAUCCUCAGUCUCAUCAUCAAGACGAUCGCCACACCUCAUCACCUCCAUUGACUCCAUCGAAUCAAUUCAAGAACAACCAUCAACCAUGGCGAGCUUUGCUACUAUUCCGUCCACAAAACCCUGCUGGCAAUGGCAUCCCACCAUCUGCAUUCCCCCAAACCCUAAUCACCCAAAUUAUUGCUUCAAUUUCCUCCCUCUCCCCUCAACCAAGCCAAGUCCCUUCCCCUGCCUCGCCGCCGCCCCUUCCAAUCCCGCCGCCGCAGCUCCCCUGGUGGUGGUCGGAUCGGCAAAUGCCGACAUCUACGUGGAGAUCGACAGGUUGCCGAAGGAAGGCGAGACCAUCUCCGCCAAAACUGGCCAAACCCUUGCCGGCGGCAAGGGUGCGAAUCAGGCGGUGUGCGCGGGGAAAUUGGCUCACCCGACCUACUUCGUGGGGCAGGUCGGGGAAGAUGCUAACGGAAAAUUGAUCUCCGACGCGCUGGCGAGCGGCGGAGUUUUACUUGACCGGCUGAUCACUGUCGGCGGCGCCCCCACGGGGCACGCCGUGGUGAUGCUACAGGGCGAUGGGCAGAACUCCAUUAUAAUUGUUGGAGGUGCGAAUAUGGAGUGUUGGCCGGAGAUUUUGGAUGAACAGAUUUUGGAAGUGGUCAGAAAUGCCGGAAUUCUUCUGCUGCAGAGGGAAAUUCCUGAUUUCGUCAACAUUCAGGUCGCAAGGGUUGCAAGGAGUGCCGGUGUUCCCGUGAUCUUGGAUGCUGGAGGGUUUGAUGCACCAAUCCCUCCCGAGCUACUCAGCAAUAUCGACAUUUUCAGCCCAAAUGAAACUGAGCUUUCACGUCUUACAAAUAUGCAAACAGAAACUUUUGAACAGAUCAGCCAAGCUGUUGGAAAAUGCCACAAAAUGGGUGUUAAGAAAGUGCUCGUGAAACUCGGAAGCAAAGGAUCCGCACUUUUCACAGAAGGGAAGGAUCCGAUUAAACAAGAUGUAAUAUCAGCUCGUAGAGUGGUUGAUACCACCGGAGCAGGUGAUACUUUCACAGCUGCUUUUGCUGUGGCGCUUGUCGAGGGAAAGUCAAAAAAAGAGUGUUUGAGAUUUGCCGCUGCGGCUGCUUCGCUGUGUGUUGAAGUGAAGGGCGCCAUACCGGGCAUGCCGGAUAGAAAUUCGAUUUUGGAUCUUCUAAAGAGUGUUUGAUUCACUCAUCUUGUGAGUAAUAUUUACAAAGUUUUGGGCAUAAAUAAGAUCCUCAGAAAGUUUUCACUGAUGAUUGAGAGCAGUUUAGGGUGUGUUUGGUUGCGAUUUCAAACACUAAUUAUUAUUCGCUCUGCACAAUUUUCAAUAAAAAUAUAUUUCUAUUUGUCCUAUA